AUGGCUCCUCGUGACCCAUUCAUCGAUACUGCGAUGAGUGCUGGUAAUUAUUCGUUGGCUGUGCAGCUUAUCGACAAGAAAAUACGUAAGUACCCGAAUAGCUCGUAUUUCUAUGCACUCAGAUCCGAGGCCUUGGCUUUACAAGACGAUAAGAAGGAUAAAGCACUUACCGAAGCGUGCAAUCUUUUGAAUAAAUGCCCCAGUGACUCGGACACAUUGUCCACUCUAAUUAGAGUGUUCGAGCUUUGCGAUUAUGAGCCGGAAAAAGACGUUUUCGAAGCAGCCAGCAAGAAGUAUCCCAGCUUUGACUUGGUUUAUGAGUGGUUCUCACACUCUGUGAAGAAUGGAGACAUUUUACAGUUACAGAAGUCGGCGAUGCUACUCACAAAGGCUGUGAGACCGUCCACUUUACAGUCUCAGGGGGCUUAUUCUGCCAGGAAAAUACAAUUCUGGGCAGCCAGUGGGUUUUUACUAGCUUGUAAGUGUUGUAAGAACCGCUUAAGUACUGCCAACGCAAGAUUAUAUCCAAUGCUUGGUCUUAAGCUUUGUCAGCAGGCAGUUCCUCAAACGGCUCAGCAGUUCUAUGUAUUUUGCGAGCUGCUGAUUCUUGUGGGCAAGCAUUCAGAGUGCUUACAGGUGUUAGAGGAGUUUCUCAAAAAGGAAAACGAUUUGGAGUUGAAGCUUAUGUAUCUCAAUUUGUUGUGCAAGAGUGAAAAGUACGACAAGUUGCUUACAACUUCUCGCCACUACCUAGUUGAUUUAAAAGAAGACGACUGGGACACAUGGAAGUGGCUUCUAAUUGCUGCUUCUCACUUGAAUAGGCUUCCCGAGUGCGUCAAACUGAUAGACGAUUACCCUAAUGGUCGUAACAAGUAUCUCGCAUAUCUAGAGGCUUUCAAAUAUGAUUCUUCGUUGUCCAGAGAGACCUAUUUGAAACAGUACAUUACCAAAUACGGUUCCAAGAAGUGCUGCUUUCUGGAUUUGAAACAGUUUAUCACCCGUAAAGACGAGGUUUUGGACAAAGUUCUUGAAGACGUCUAUGAAAGCACUUCUGGAUCAGUUUUAGGCGAUUCUGAUUUGGCCUCUGAUGACGACUUGCUUCUUGUGGUGAACUACAUGAAGCUUAAACUAUAUUCACAUCCAGAAAUAAUGCAUUGCAAGCAAUUUUUAGAGCAGUGUUGCCAAUUAUAUGCGUCCUCAUGUCAUUUACUUUCCAAUUUACAGGAAUUCGACUUUUCUGCGAGCUUCGAAUUGAUCAUUAUGGCAUCACAGGCAAUGCUAGUACAAUCUACAUCAUCGCAGCAAGAUGUCUACAUGCAUAUUAUAGUUAUUUUGGAGUCUGCUUUGGCUACAAAUCCUUACGAAUUUCAUAUAAAACUAUGGUUGAUAGCUUUAUACGUAAAGGUGAAUCUCGUAUCGAGAGCGGAAUCAUUGUUUGAAUCCCUGAAGGUCAAAUUUGUGCAAUUGGACACGCUUGCACAUAUUUUAGUCACUCGGUGUUCUUCACUGACUCUUAAAGAUACCCUUUUGAAUAACGUGGAAUCGUUCUAUUCCAAAAAUGUUGCAGCAGAAGUGCCUCAUCUGAUAUUCAACUGCUUCCAGAACCUUUCAUUGAGUAAACUUGAAGGAUUUUUUCAAUUUGAGAUUCGACUUGAAUCUUCUUUCACAAAGUAUCUCAAUACAUUAGAAAGAAUUCGUCUUUGUAGACUUGAAAAUGACGACAGAAGCAUUGAAAGCAAACUCAAGAUUGAGAUCAGACGAUUUUACAAAAUUUAUAGAAAACACGGUAGGGACAUUGACCAGAAAGUCAAUGACAACCGUGACCUAACUACAUUCUGGGAUUGUGGAAUGCACGAAAAGUGCGACGAGGCUGCUGCUGUACUAGAUAGAGUGAAUCCGGUUGUUGAUAUGGAUUAUUUGGCACUACAAUGCGUUGCUAACUUGCUAGUUUAUGAUUCCAAGUCGGCAUUAUAUGAAGAAUAUAGAGCUGAGUUUGCGAGAUUGUACAAAAAGGCGGUUUCAGGAUCGGACAGUACUUUCACGGAGGCAGAGAAGUGGAGUUUAUCAGUGAUUGCACACGUCUUAGAUUCAGAAAUUUCCAUUAGGAACACUCCAACGUUGCCAGAAUCCACUUUGAACUUCAACUUCAAUCACACUCUAUUUGUUAUGGUCGAUACUUUGAAGCUGGUAGAACAUAUGGCCAAGACAAAGCGACCAGGGGCGGCAUCAACGAAAAAAACACUUGUUUCUUUGAUACCUAGAGAAGAUCCAGCCGCAUACAAGCGGAUGUCCAGAAAGGACGUAUCAAAGGCAGAGGAAGAAACUCGCAAAUGGUUCAAAAAGGAUCCUAUCGGGAAACUAUUCAAUGCUGAUGCCCGUGUAUUGGUUAAGACGUUUGAAGAAGUACGCCAGUCCGCUAAAAAGUCGAUGAGUGCUCUUAAUAAAGUAUAG
Brettanomyces nanus is the source of this 2451-nucleotide messenger RNA. RefSeq lists its product as uncharacterized. NCBI's taxonomy places the organism in Eukaryota, Fungi, Ascomycota, Pichiomycetes, Pichiales, Pichiaceae. The transcript has a single exon. Gene Ontology annotation, biological process: N-terminal peptidyl-methionine acetylation. Gene Ontology annotation, cellular component: NatB complex; cytoplasm. The coding region runs from base 1 to 2451 and encodes 816 amino acids. The record is from RefSeq and is a predicted model, not a curated record. Gene Ontology annotation, molecular function: protein binding; protein-N-terminal amino-acid acetyltransferase activity.